Hydractinia symbiolongicarpus is the source of this 1110-nucleotide messenger RNA. RefSeq names its product rhamnosyl O-methyltransferase-like. Gene Ontology annotation, cellular component: plasma membrane. The record is from RefSeq and is a predicted model, not a curated record. Lineage: Eukaryota; Metazoa; Cnidaria; Hydrozoa; Anthoathecata; Hydractiniidae. Gene Ontology annotation, molecular function: methyltransferase activity. Gene Ontology annotation, biological process: lipid biosynthetic process; DIM/DIP cell wall layer assembly. Bases 203 to 1006 code for a protein of 267 amino acids. The transcript is spliced from 4 exons.
ACCUACAAAACGUUCUUGCAAUCAAAGAAAGCGCAGCUACUUAAUAAAUAGCGACAGAUUUUCUUGAAGAAUAUUUUUCUCUACAAUUGGAAAUAUGCCAUAUGAACACACAUCUGCUCCUAAAGAAAAUCAACAUUCCUAGGAUGUCCAUAAAAAAGAAGACAGAUUACAUUCUAAUACCGUGUUCAUUUUCAACUUCAAGAUGGCAGCAACAACACUUUCAGAUAAACAAAAGGGCUUGAUAACAGACACAACAAAAUAUUCAAACUGCAAGCUCGAAAUUUACGAAGAAAUUGAAAAAAUGCUGACGUCAGAGAAACGAUUCCAAGCUAUCGAUAAGAGGGAAGAGAAAAGUGUCUUUGAUUCAGAAUUGUUUAAAAAGGUUUCGAAAGGUAAAUAUGCAACACGGUGGCGCGGGUUGAGUAUGAUGAAAGACUGCUUUGACAUGGUUAUUUAUCAACAACUAUUGUGGGAGAUUAAGCCGAAAAGCAUUUUUGAAACUGGAGCUUACACAGGCGCAUGCGCACUCUGGAUGGCCGAUACAAUGAAAUCUUACGGGCUUCCUAUACAUGUUCAUUCAAUUGAUAUCAAUCUGAGUUUAGUGGACAAGUUGGCGAAUAAUGAUCCAAAUGUUACUAUUAAAGAAGGAGACGCGAAAAAGAUCGGGCUAGCUUACCCAGAAGAAUUUUUAAAGACCUGCCCUCACCCAUGGAUCAUAUCUGAGGAUUGCCAUGUCGAUGUCAUCGGUGUAAUGGAACACUUUCAUCAAUAUAUGCAGAAAGGAGAUUAUUUCAUCAUAGAGGACACUUCACCCGACACGCCUUUGAUCAGUGGGCAAGGUCUGUUAAAUGUAGAGUACCAAAUGUGGGGACAGAGAAAAUUAAACUUAAUGAAGAAAUUUCUGAGGAAAUACAGCGAGUACUAUGUUGUUGAUACUUAUUAUACAGAUUUUUACGGAUACAAUGGGACAUUCAAUUGGGAUGGUUACAUCAAAAGAAUAAAAUAGAUUUCAGAAACAUAUGACGAUCUUGUGAUGUAUUGCUUUGAUGAAUGUAUUUGUAUAUAUAUAUUGAUUUGUUAACAAUUGAUACAAAUAUAUAUUUAAGAAAA